GCUUCCGACACGAGGUGUUCUGCACUGAGCAUUUCUUGACAUCUUUAGAAAGCUUUACACAAAAAUGGCUGCUGAAGUUGUGGACGACCAAGAAAUGAGAGAGGCCCAAAGGGAUUAUCUGGAUUUUCUUGACGAUGAUCAAGACCAAGGCAUCUAUCAGAGCAAAGUGCGACAGAUGAUCAGCGACAACAAAUCCAGACUCAUUGUUAACAUCAACGACCUGCGCCGCCGCAACGAAACGCGAGCAGUCAAGUUGCUGAAUAAUGCAUUUGAAGAGCUUUUGGCAUUCCAGCGUGCUCUGAAAGAUCUUGUGGCUUCAAUAGAUGCCACUUACGCCAAGCAGCAUGAGGAGUUCUUCGUCGGCCUUGAGGGCAGCUUUGGCAGCAAGCAUGUCUCCCCCCGAACCCUGACAUCUCGCCUGCUUGGCAGGAUGGUGUGUUUGGAGGGCAUCACCACUAAAUGCUCUUUGGUGCGGCCCAAGGUAGUGCGCAGUGUGCACUACUGUCCAACCACUAAGAAGACAAUGGAGCGCAAAUACACAGACCUGACCUCACUGGAUGCCUUCCCUUCAAGUGCCAUAUACCCCACCAAGGAUGAGGAGAACAAUCCUCUGGAGACUGAAUUUGGUCUAUCCGUCUAUAAGGACCACCAAACCAUAACAGUUCAGGAGAUGCCAGAGAAAGCCCCAGCUGGUCAGCUGCCCCGCUCUGUGGACAUUAUCCUGGACAAUGAUCUGGUGGACACUGUUAAACCAGGGGACCGGGUUCAGGUGAUUGGCACCUACCGCUGCCUGCCCAGCAAGAAAGGCGGGUUCACCUCGGGCACCUUCAGGACCAUCAUGAUCGCUUGCCAUGUCAAGCAGAUGAGCAAAGAAGUCUCUCCCUUCUUCUCAGCAGAUGAUGUGGCCAAGAUCAAGAACUUCUGUAGAUCUCGCUGUAAGAAUUUGUUUGAUCAGUUGGCUCGCUCCCUGGCUCCCAGUAUUCAUGGUCAUGAGUACAUAAAGAAGGCGAUCCUUUGUAUGCUUCUAGGAGGUGUGGAGAAGGUUUUAGAGAAUGGGUCACGCAUUAGAGGAGACAUCAAUGUGCUUCUCAUAGGUGACCCCUCAGUGGCCAAAUCUCAGCUGCUCCGUUACGUUCUGCACACUGCUCCUCGUGCCAUUCCAACCACAGGCCGAGGCUCUUCGGGUGUGGGUCUGACUGCAGCCGUCACCACUGACCAAGAGACAGGAGAGCGUCGUCUUGAGGCUGGUGCCAUGGUGCUGGGGGACAGAGGGGUGGUCUGCAUUGAUGAAUUUGAUAAAAUGUCAGACAUGGAUCGUACUGCUAUCCAUGAGGUUAUGGAACAGGGCCGCGUCACCAUAGCCAAGGCUGGCAUCCACGCUCGGCUGAAUGCUCGCUGCAGUGUGCUGGCAGCUGCCAACCCUGUUUAUGGCAGGUACGAUCAGUAUAAGACCCCCAUGGAGAACAUCGGUCUACAGGACUCCCUGCUGUCUCGUUUUGAUUUGCUGUUCAUCAUGCUGGAUCAGAUGGACCCUGAGCACGACCGUGAGAUCUCUGAACACGUGCUGCGCAUGCACCGCUACAGGGAUCCCCGCGAGCAGGAUGGAGCUGCUCUAGCUCUGGGUGGUGCAGUAGAAGCAUUGGCUACUGAGGAUCCUGAUGCAAUUCAGGAGGAAGAGGAGGAGCUACAGGUGUAUGAGAAACACAAUGCACUCCUCCACGGCAGCAAGAAGCUCAGGUACAGAGUGGUGAGUAAGGAGUUCAUGAGGAAGUACAUCCACGUUGCCAAAGUUCUGUCUCCUGUUCUGUCCCAAGAGGCAGCCAAUCACAUCGCAGAAGAGUACUCACGACUGCGAAGUCAGGAACAACUUGGUUCUGACAUUGCACGGACAUCACCCGUCACUGCUAGAACCCUGGAGACUUUGAUCCGUCUCUCCACAGCUCAUGCCAAAGCUCGAAUGAGCAAAGUCGUGGAGCUGGUAGACACAGAUGUUGCUGUGGAGCUUGUACAGUAUGCCUAUUUCAAGAAGGUUCUGGAGAAGGAACGAAAGCGCUCCAGAAAUGGUGAGCAGGACACAGCUUCAGAGGAGGAGGAGGAGGAGCAGACACAAGAGACACCCCGGCAGCAGAGAAAAAGAAGGCGCAAUUCUGAGCGCAGGCCAUCUCAGGGCAGUGAGUCAUAUGACCCCUAUGACUUUAAUACUGAGACUGAUAUACCAGAAAUUCAUUCCCCAGCUCCUGCAAGGCAGGGUGAGGAGCUCAUGGACACACCUGAUCAGAAUGGGCACACAGAGUUGUCUGCUGACAGGCUGAAGGAGUUCAAAAGUGCAUUGUUUGAGGUGUUCAACUCUGCUCACGCCCAGUCAGUGGGCCUGAUCGCUCUGAUGGAGGGAAUCAAAAAGAGCUGCCCAUCACCAUUUAACGAAACAGAGGUCCGUGCAGCUCUCGCCCGCAUGCAGGAUGACAACCAGGUUAUGGUGGCAGAUGAUAUCAUCUUCCUUAUAUAAAGAAGGCGUAUUUACUGGAGCACAAGAGAAAACAUAAAGUUAUAGAUUCAAGUGUGAAUCUUUUUCAGAUAGUUUGCAAUAUGUGUGCAAUGUUUAUAUUCAUAUGUUUCUUUUAAAAAAAAAACCGAAAUGUUAUUCUUUCAAAUACAUUCCAAUUUGUUCUCUUACAAUAGCCUGUUUUUAUCUUAAAUGUACACCUCAUUAUUCAGGAAAUACAUGGUUCUGUUGUUCAAUUCAUUCUCUCUAAUAGACUGGAUCAGUGACUGCAGUUUUUGUUUUUUACAUGACAACUUGUAAAUAAUAAAAAAAAAUUACUUUUGAGUUUGGCAUGCCACUGGAAAUGUACAAAUAAACAUCAAAAUAAUCUAUAAUUUACUUUGAAAUACUCAGAAUACAGUUGUUCUGUUGUAGCCCUGGCAUAGUGCUCUUGACACAUUACACAGUGCUGCCCUACAAAAGAAUAAUACAGUGACACAGUCGAACACAGAAACUGAGUAAAAUGGCUUUAAAGGUUUUGGAUUGUCUAGCCAAAUGUGUUGUUAAUGCACACAUGUUAAUGCGUUGAUUAGAUACAUGAAGUAAUUUUUGUGCCUAACAUCCAUCAACAAUGAAUUGAUAGAUGACCUCAAAAAUGCAUUUACUACAGUUUGCCUUUGUAUGACCUCAAAUAACUAAGCAUAAUGUAAAGGCAAAGGGCAGUGAUUGCUAUUUCAUCAGAUUAUUUCGUUUUUUUCCUUUGGAAUUAGAGAGUACAAUUGUGUUUAUAUUAAGUUCUUUGUUUAUAGAUAUAUGCACAAAAGCUCCAGGAAAACAUAGCAUUUAUUUUCAGAACAUUGACAUUUAGCAGAAAUACCUUUCAAGAAAUCAACUUAACAGAAAAGAUGUUUGGUACGAUUCAAUAUGAUUUCAACAAAUAUAUUGUUUAAAAUGAAGAUAAAAGAUUGGUUUUCAAAUUUGUUGAAAAUGGUUAUGGUUACUCUUCUACAGUACCUGUUUGAACUUGAGGAUAUCUGAAUAUUCAUUACUUUAAAAUUACCUUGACACCAGAUUAAAGUAAUUGUAUAUAUAGCUUGGCAAAGUAAAGUUAGUUCUGAAACAAUGUCUAGGAUCAU
Xyrauchen texanus (razorback sucker) is the source of this 3618-nucleotide messenger RNA. RefSeq names its product zygotic DNA replication licensing factor mcm3-like. Gene Ontology annotation, biological process: mitotic DNA replication initiation; DNA replication; double-strand break repair via break-induced replication. Gene Ontology annotation, cellular component: nucleus; MCM complex. The coding region runs from base 65 to 2506 and encodes 813 amino acids. Lineage: Eukaryota; Metazoa; Chordata; Actinopteri; Cypriniformes; Catostomidae. The transcript has 17 exons. Gene Ontology annotation, molecular function: ATP binding; single-stranded DNA helicase activity; ATP hydrolysis activity. The record is from RefSeq and is a predicted model, not a curated record.